Phialemonium atrogriseum is the source of this 1330-nucleotide messenger RNA. Its product is annotated as Alpha/Beta hydrolase protein. Gene Ontology annotation, molecular function: monoacylglycerol lipase activity. The transcript is spliced from 2 exons. The record is from RefSeq and is a predicted model, not a curated record. Gene Ontology annotation, cellular component: membrane. Lineage: Eukaryota; Fungi; Ascomycota; Sordariomycetes; Cephalothecales; Cephalothecaceae. Bases 294 to 1205 code for a protein of 303 amino acids.
GUUGAUUCUCAGGCCAAGGAACAAUUUCGGCCCCAGUACCAGGGUUCUGAUUGGGCAAGGCGGGGCGGCUUCACAGGCCUUAUCAACCACUCAGAAAACAGCAGCCCCAACUGCGAACACUACAGGAAUGGCAUGUGAUGCGGCGCAGUGCCACUGGACUGGCUAUAAAGCUCAAGUCAGAUAAGCUGAGCUUCAACUUGACCUGUCAGAAACAUUCCCUGUCCGAUUAAUUAGUGCUCCGUGCUGGUAAUCUUUGGUAUUUUCGAGGCAAGCUGGACAUCUAGGUUGUCAAGAUGGUAACCGAGACCGAGGGGACAUUCAAGAUCGGGGAUAAAAGCCUCUACACGAAAACAUGGCUUCCCGAUGGCAAGCCUAAGGCAAAGCUCAUCUUCAUCCAUGGCUUCAGCGACCAUGUGGGGCGGUACUACGGCUUCUUCCCCUUCCUGGCGGAGCGCGGCAUCGCCGUCUACGGCUUCGACCAGCGGGGCUGGGGCCGCAGCGUGUCGGCGCCGUCAGAGAAGGGGCUGACGGGGCCGACGUCGCGGGUGGUUGCGGACAUGGCGGCCUUCAUCGAGCCGCAUCUGCCGUCGUCGCCGACGGACCCGCCCCUCUUCGUCAUGGGCCACUCGAUGGGGGGCGGGCAGGUGCUGACGCUGGCAUGCGACCCGAUGUACGCGGACCGCAUCACGUCGCGGGUCCGCGGCUGGCUGCUCGAGGCGCCGUUCAUCGCGUUCGCGCCCGAGGAGGUCCCCUCGGCGCUCAAGGUGUUCGCCGGCCGGCUGGCAGGCCGGUUCCUGCCGCGCCGGCACCUCGUGCACGCCAUCCCGCCCGAGAACCUCAGCCGCGACCCCGAAGUGGUCAGGUCGCUUGCCGAGGACGCCCUCGUGCACAACACGGGAACCCUCGAGGGCCUGGCCGGCAUGCUCGACCGGACGGCGGCGCUGGGGGGUGGGAGCGUCAGGGCGAGGGGUGGGAUGCGCGCGCUGUGGAUCGGGCACGGGACGGCUGACAAGGGGACCAGCUAUGAGGGGAGCAAGAAGUGGUUCGACGAGUGCACCGGCGCCGUUGCGGAUAAGACGUUUAGGACUUAUGAGGGGUGGUAUCACCAGCUGCACGCCGAUCCCGGCAAGGAGCUAUUCUACGCUGAUGUCGCGGGCUGGAUUCUGGAGAGGGCUGGGACGGAGGCGCCAGAGGCAAAGCUCUAGGUUCUGGCUGGAUCACGUAAGGUGUAUUUAUUUAUUCUAUUUGCCUGUAGCUACCUAGGUUGUUCCUUCGUAGUUAAUAAUACCCCGAGAACAGUUGUUGAUUGCGUUUAACCUUGGCUCUUUAG